AUGACGUCGGAAGGCGGUGGAGCUGUUGCGUUCCCACUGGUGACACUUGCUCCGAAGUUUGCUCCAGUCACGGCCAGAGAUUUUUCAUUGAUCGUUCAAGCAAAAGGUAUGACAUGGGCCCUUUUUGAAAUCGUAUUCAUGGGUGUUCAAAUUGAAAAACGAGCCGUCGUCUUCGGUAUGAUGGGUUCUGUACCAGGAUUCAUCUUUGGAUCUCUCUUGGUUGAUCUGUUUUUCAAGGGGCUUCAACAGAAAAUGCUUUAUGUCUCAACAUGGUCUUCAUUUGCUGUCGCUCUUUACUUGUUGGAUGCGGAGAAAAUCGGAGAACCUUUCAUGUGA
Molecule: messenger RNA, 336 nt
Organism: Haemonchus placei
Lineage: Eukaryota; Metazoa; Nematoda; Chromadorea; Rhabditida; Trichostrongylidae
Source: the annotation of a GenBank genome assembly